AGUACUUCCGCUGUCUUCAUCCCACGUGACCUUUAUGUCCUUGAUUCGCUAACUUUGACAUGUGAGCGACAAAAAACAUGUCUUGCACUAAAAAAACCGGCGGCAAAGCGUUGGAUGUUUUGCAGAAUCUGCCGAGAAUCACUUUAGCGAACCUGCGACCGGAACCAGGAUCCAAGAAGUUGGAAAAACGGAGGGGCAGAGGACAGCACGGAGGCAACAAGAGCGGUCGAGGUCACAAAGGAUCACGGCAGAGGGGGACCAGACCCCGGCUGGGCUUCGAGGGGGGGCAGACUCCAUUUUAUUUGAUCAUACCAAAAUACGGUUUCAAUGAAGGACACAGUCUGCGUCCACAGUACCAUCCUCUGACUCUGAAACGGCUCCAGUACCUGAUCGAUCUGGGCCGAGUCGACCCAACUCAGCCUAUAGACCUGACCCAGCUGGUCAAUGCCAGAGGUGUGACGAUCCAACCUAUGAAGAGGGACUACGGAGUCCAGCUUGUCGAUGAGGGAGCCGACAUUUUUGCAGCGAAAAUCAACAUCGAGGUUCAGAGAGCGUCCGAAGGAGCCAUAGCUGCUAUUGAACGGAACGGAGGCGUCAUCACGACCAGUUUCUACGAUCCCAUAAGUCUUGGGAUCCUCAUCAAACCUAUCGCGUUCUUCAUGAGGGGACAACCGAUCCCGAAGCGAAUGCUGCCCGGGGAGAACAUGGUCCCGUACUACGUCAGUGCUGAAAACCGAGGUUAUUUAGCCGAUGCGGAAGAAAUCCAGCAGGCCCGGCAUGCCCUGGCACAGAAGUACGGCUAUGUGUUGCCAGAUAUUUCAAAGGAUGAACUGUUUCACAUGCUGGCCAUGAGGAAGGAUGUUCGACAGCUCUUCUUUGGCCUUUCUCCAGGCUGGGUUGUUAACAUGCCGGAAAAGAAGAUCCUGAAACCGACUGAUGAGAAACUGUUAAAAUAUUACAGUUCAUAGGUGAGAGUCCCUGUUUGUUAGUGCGACUUGAAUGCGCUACAUUGCUAUUUUAUUUUCUGAAACAGUACUGAGGGUA
This is a messenger RNA of Nematolebias whitei (Rio pearlfish), 1044 nucleotides long. RefSeq names its product mitochondrial ribosomal protein L15 (gene mrpl15). Bases 78 to 968 code for a protein of 296 amino acids. Gene Ontology annotation, biological process: translation. The record is from RefSeq and is a predicted model, not a curated record. Lineage: Eukaryota; Metazoa; Chordata; Actinopteri; Cyprinodontiformes; Rivulidae. Gene Ontology annotation, cellular component: mitochondrial large ribosomal subunit. Gene Ontology annotation, molecular function: structural constituent of ribosome. The transcript is spliced from 5 exons.